UCUCUGCUCGGCUCCAUGGCGCAGGCGCGCGCGCUGCUCGGCUACCUGCUGCUGGGGCUCGGCCUGGCGCUGCCCGGCGACCCCGCGGAUGUCUUCCAGUGAAUCUGAAUAUUUACCCUUUGUCUGACACAAAGGUGUGGCAACAACACGGAGGCUGAGAGGAUCGUUCGGGAUCAGCUUUCAUUGCUGGUGUCUGGGACUUGGACCUUUCUGUGUGUACUGAAUCCGUGUUGGCUAUAACUUGGAAGAGGACGCUUUUGGCACGUGACUGACCUACACUUGGACCCUACUUACCACAUCACAGAUGACCACACCAAGGUGUGCAAUUCGUCCAAAGGCGCCAAUGCCUCCAACCCGGGCCCCUUCGGGGAUGUUCUGUGUGAUGCUCCGUAUCGACUCAUUUUGUCAGCUUUUGACUUUAUUAAGAAUUCAGGGCAAGAAGCGUCUUUCAUGAUCUGGACGGGCGAUAGCCCACCUCACGUUCCGGUUCCCGAACUGUCCACAGACGCUGUCGUAAAGGUGAUUGCUAACAUGACAGUGACCAUCCAGAGCUUCUUUCCGAAUCUCCAGGUGUUCCCUACACUGGGCAAUCAUGACUACUGGCCACAGGAUCAGCUGCCCAUAGCCACCAGUCAGGUGUACGACGCCGUGGCCGACCUCUGGAAAGCGUGGCUGGAUGAAGAGGCCCUGAGUACCCUCAGGAAAGCUGGCUUUUAUUCACAGAAAGUCCCGGGUAACCCAAACCUGAGGAUCGUCAGUCUGAACACGAACUUGUACUAUGGCCCCAACGCUGUGACCUUGAACCAGACGGACCCCGCACACCAGUUUGAAUGGCUGGAAAAUACCCUGACUAGCUCUCAGCAAAACAAAGAGAAGGUGUUCCUCAUUGCGCAUGUGCCCGUGGGCUACCUGCCCCAGUCCACGGGCAUCACUGCGGUGCGGCAGUACUACAACGAGCGGCUGGUGGCGCUGCUCCGGAGGUACAGCGCUGUCGUCGCCGGGCAGUUCUACGGCCACAUGCACAGGGACAGCCUCAUGGUGCUUUCCGACGGAGAAGGACGGCCAGUGAGUUCUCUGUUUGUGUCUCCUGCUGUUACACCAGUGAGGAAUGUUUUAGAAAAGGAAACCAACAAUCCGGGUGUCCGCCUCUUCCAGUACAACCCUGGAGAUUACACGUUAUUGGACAUGUUGCAGUAUUACUUGAACCUGACAGAAGCAAACCUGAAGGGCGAAUCCAACUGGAAGCUGGAGUACAGCCUGACUCAGACCUACGGCGUUGGAGAUCUGCGGCCGCAGAGUUUAUAUGGACUGGCGAAGCAGUUUGCAACCCCGGACAGCAAGCAGUUCGUCAAAUACUACAAUUAUUUCUUUGUGAGUUAUGACAGCAGUGUAGUUUGUGAUGAGAAGUGUAAGGCCCUGCAGAUCUGUGCCAUUAUGAAUCUUGAUCGGGCUUCCUACUCAGGCUGCCUCCAGCAGCACCUUGGAGAGCGCAGGCCCUAGAGCCAGACUGUGUUGGGGCACACGCAGCGCUGGUGUUCCCAAGGCCAGUUUGUGGAUCGUAGUUAAAAUCUUUGUGAGUUACUGAGCGAGCAAACAGAAUGACUGUCUUUGCUUUGUUUUCUAAUCAUGCCCAUGUAUAGAUAUCUGUAACAUUCUACAUUUUUAUUACAUCAAAUAUAUCUAGACAGCCCAUUCACAGAAUUAUGUUUGGAUGUACAUAGCCUACCUUCCCUUUUAUUUGAUUGUAUCUAACUUAUACUUUUGUUGGAUUGUUACUCAUACAAUAAACCAAAAGACUUCUUCUCUCUAA
This is a messenger RNA of Heterocephalus glaber (naked mole-rat), 1810 nucleotides long. NCBI's taxonomy places the organism in Eukaryota, Metazoa, Chordata, Mammalia, Rodentia, Bathyergidae. The record is from RefSeq and is a predicted model, not a curated record.